Molecule: messenger RNA, 1497 nt
Organism: Emericellopsis cladophorae
Lineage: Eukaryota; Fungi; Ascomycota; Sordariomycetes; Hypocreales; Bionectriaceae
Product: Chromate transport protein-like protein
Exons: 4
Coding region: 1-1497 (498 amino acids)
Biological process (GO): chromate transport
Molecular function (GO): chromate transmembrane transporter activity
Source: RefSeq, a predicted model, not a curated record
AUGGCGUCCACCGAAAAAGAUCUGACGUUCAAGGCGCGAUUGUGGGAGACUGUCAAGGUGAACUGGCAUCUCGGCUUCACUUCCUUUGGUGGUCCGCCCGUGCACUUCAAGAUUUUUCGAGACAAAUAUGUCGUCAAGCUACGAUGGCUUGAUGAGCAGCUUUACCAGGAGCUGUUCAGCAUCUGUCAGGCCCUCAGCGGGCCCGGCAGCACCAAGAUGCAUUACUGUAUCAAUCUGCUCCACGCCGGCUUCCCCUUCGCGGUGCUUGGCUUUCUAAUAUGGAGUCUCCCCGGUGCCAUUGGCAUGUACGCGCUCUCCAUCGGCGUGUCCAACAUCUCCGAGCAACUGCCCCGCGCCGUGUACGCGCUCCUCUCGGGCCUCAACGCCGCGACGGUCGGCAUCAUCGUACUCGCCGCGGUCGAACUAUCGCAAAAGGCCAUCACGGACAAGGUCACGCGCAUCCUCGUGUUCCUCGCCGGCGCGGCGGGCCUGCUGUACAAUGCGCUAUGGUACUUUCCCGUGCUCAUGGUGGCAUCCGGCAUCGUGACCAUCAUCCACGACUUUCGAUGGCUGCACCCUGUCGUGCACAAGGUCACGCGCAUGUUCGAGAAGAAGAAGGAUGAGGAGAUUGAGAUGGAGCGCAAUGCACCACAGAGUACCAGGAGGCCAAGCUGCGAGGGGGAAGAGGAGAGACCAUCGGGAGACACCCGCAACGGGCCGUUGACACCGCCGCCCGAGCAGCAGGACAACCAGGGCAUCCUCCCCUCGACCGAGACUGACGACGAGCCGCGCGUCAUCCCCGAGAGUCACCGCGUGGAGGUGGGCAUGUCGUGGAAAGUGGGAUUGGGCGUGAUCUCGCUCUUUUUGCUCAGCUUCACCGUCAUCAUGGUCCUCCGCGGCGUGCUGCCCGGCCAGCCGCUGCUCUACCGCCUGUUUGCCAACAUGUAUCUCGCGGGCACAAUCAUCUUUGGCGGCGGGCCCGUGGUCAUCCCGCUGCUGCGCGAGUACGUGGUGUCAGAGGGGUGGGUGAGCCCCCGGGAUUUCUUGAUCGGUCUAGCCAUCAUCCAGGCCUUCCCCGGCCCCAACUUCAACUUCUCCGUCUACCUCGGCGGCCUGACGGCCAUCAAUGGCGGGCAGAAUGCGGCGCUGGGUGCGCUGGUGGCGUAUCUCGGCAUCUUCCUGCCGGGUAUGUGGCUUGUGCACGGCACCGUGGGGAUCUGGAGCGCCAUCCGCGGCUGGCGCUGGGUCAAGUCGGCCGUGCGCGGUCUCAACGCGGGGGCCGUGGGCCUCAUCUACACGGCCGUGUACCGGCUCUGGCAGAUUGGCUACAUUGACGAGGGAUACCGCGACGGGACGAGUUUGGCCGUCGAGCCGUGGUGGGUUGUCGUCACGGCCACCAGCUUUGUCGGGGGCAUGUGGUUCGGUCUCAAGCCCUGGGUGGCCAUCGUACUCGGCGGUGUCAUGGGCAUGAUCUGGUACGGCGUCGUGACGACCUAG